Corvus hawaiiensis (hawaiian crow) is the source of this 1524-nucleotide messenger RNA. It is a transcript of the gene CRLS1, whose product is annotated as cardiolipin synthase 1. Gene Ontology annotation, molecular function: cardiolipin synthase activity; CDP-diacylglycerol-glycerol-3-phosphate 3-phosphatidyltransferase activity. Gene Ontology annotation, cellular component: membrane; mitochondrion. The transcript is spliced from 7 exons. Lineage: Eukaryota; Metazoa; Chordata; Aves; Passeriformes; Corvidae. The record is from RefSeq and is a predicted model, not a curated record. The coding region runs from base 18 to 902 and encodes 294 amino acids. Gene Ontology annotation, biological process: cardiolipin biosynthetic process.
CGCGCCCCCUCCGCGCCAUGCUGGCCGCCGCCUGGCUGGGCAGGGGCUCCUGGGGGCUCCUGCGCGGCGCGGCGCGGAGGCGGCCGGGCGGCGGCGGCGGCGCGAGGCCUCUGGGCGGCCGGCCCGGUUCGGCGGAGGGCGGGGGGCGGCGGGGCGGGGGCAUCUCGUGCCUGCCCGCGUGCGCGGGGCCCCCGCGGCUGCUGCGCGCGCCCGCCGCCGUCUGGCGCCUCCUCAGCGGCGGGGCCGCCCCGCCGGAGCCCCCCCGGGAGCGGAGCGCGGCGGAGCCCUGCGCGGAGCUGUAUGAAAACCCCUGGACCAUCCCAAAUAUCCUGUCCAUGGCGAGAAUGGGCCUGGCGCCAGUUUUAGGUUAUUUGAUCGUUGAAGAGAAUUUCAGCGUUGCACUUGGUGUCUUUGUCCUGGCUGGCGUGACGGACCUGCUGGAUGGAUUUAUUGCACGGAACUGGGCUAAUCAGAAGUCAGCACUGGGAAGUGCUCUCGAUCCCCUGGCGGAUAAAAUUCUCAUCAGCGUGCUCUACGUGAGCCUAACGUGUGCAAACCUUAUCCCAGUUCCACUGACUUCCAUGAUUAUCCUGCGGGAUGCAGCGCUCAUUGCCGCUGUUUUUUACGUGCGAUACAAAACUCUUUCUCCACCGAGAACACUGAGUAGGUAUUUUAACCCCUGUUACGCUACUGCACAAUUAAAACCAACAUUCAUUAGCAAGAUGAACACAGCUGUUCAGCUGAUUUUGGUGGCAGCUUCUUUAGCAGCUCCUGUUUUCAAUUAUGUGGACAGCAUAUAUCUGCAGACAUUAUGGUGCAUCACAGCUUUCACAACGGUGACAUCUGCCUACAGCUAUUACCACUACGGCAGAAAAACUGUGCAGGUGAUCAAGAACAAGUGAAGUGGUGCAGGUGAUAAAAAAUGAAGUGUUCCUGGAAGGGCAGGAGGAUGCUGUGCCCCCAGAGGUGGUGGUAUUGCAGCUGAGUUUUGGAUCAAAGCACUCUUUGUUCUUCUGCUUAAACCAUGGCAUCACAGUGAAGUGAAAUUUGAACAUGUACUGUGUAUAUAUGUAGAGAGAGACUUUUCAAUGUAUUUUUAAUUUCUUUAAAAAUGAGGUUGUUUACAAAAACAAAAUAAAUAACAUUCUUAAAAACACGGGCUACUUGUUGCUGCCAUGUGCAUUCUGAGUAAUUUUAUGCUGUUUUUGAAGUCAAGACACACAGCUGGCACCAGAUUUGUUCUGCCAUAUUCAUGCAAGGCCCUGCGUAUGCUGAGAUCUGAGAAGAAAAAGCAAUUACAAGAACAAAUUUGUCUUUGUACCUCAACCUAAGUUAGUAAACCAGCACUGCUCAUAGAACUUAAUGACAUGCCUCUGGUUGCAGCAGAAGAAAGCACAUCAUCGAGGGACAGAAAUUCAAACCAGAGAGAAAUUUUACGUUGCAUUCCGUUGUCAUAUGGAUAAGCCAUGAAGAGUUCCUACCCUGCUCCCUUUUCUUUUAAAAUAUGAGCAAUGAUGAACUGUA